Molecule: messenger RNA, 1930 nt
Organism: Protomyces lactucae-debilis
Lineage: Eukaryota; Fungi; Ascomycota; Taphrinomycetes; Taphrinales; Protomycetaceae
Exons: 1
Coding region: 150-1652 (500 amino acids)
Biological process (GO): protein ubiquitination
Cellular component (GO): CCR4-NOT complex
Molecular function (GO): RNA binding; ubiquitin-protein transferase activity
Source: RefSeq, a predicted model, not a curated record
ACACAAUCUAGCCGUAUUCUCCACCGAGUCACUGACUCGAGAGACUGUGUAGCUACAGUCAAGUAGUGGAGCAUACACAUCGCACCUGAUUCUGGACAAAAGAGCGCUGAACAAAUCGUAGAGUAGCCAGCAGCACUCGUCCUGUUGCCAUGGCGAACGACGCAGACGAGUAUCUCUCCGACGAAGAGGAACUGGAAUGCCCUCUGUGCAUGGAAGAGUUUGACAUCUCUGACCGUACCUUCAAACCUUGCACCUGCGGCUACCAGAUCUGCCGAUUCUGCUACAACCGCAUCGUCAACUCCGACACUGCAAACGGUUGCCCUGCGUGUCGCAGGCAAUACUCGGAGGAGACUGUGGAAUUCAAGCCACUCAGUGCAGAAGAAUGGAAGAAGGAUCAACAAAGAAUCCAAUCUCGCAAGUUGAAGGAGAAGGAGAAGCGAGAGCUCGAAAUGGCGAGCAGGCGACAUUUGUCCAACAUGCGCGUUGUGCAGAAGAACCUUGUCUAUGUGAUUGGAUUCUCGCCGAAAGCAGCAGACGCUGACCUAGCGUCCACACUCCGCGGAAGCGACUACUUUGCGCAGUACGGUAAAAUCAACAAAAUCGUGGUCAACAAAAAAUCGCAUCCAAAUGGACAACCUACAGUGGGUGUGUACAUCACGUAUGCUCGCAAGGAGGAUGCUGCACGAGCUAUUCAAGCUGUUGACAACUCCAUGAAUGACGGCCGUGUACUCAGAGCAUCAUAUGGCACGACAAAGUACUGCUCGGCUUACUUGAGGCAGCAAGUCUGUCAGAACCCAAACUGUAUGUACCUACACGAGCCAGGGGAGGACUUGGACUCGUACACGCGUGAAGACAUGUCAACCAUUCAGCAUGCCGCCAAGGCUGCAGAGGGCAUCAAUGCAAACGCACUUGCAACACAUCACAUGCGUCGCCAGCCUUCUCAAAUCGCGUCUACUCCUGCAACUGAGGAAGCGCCUGUCGCUUUGCCACCCACUGUAUCAUGGGCCUCUAAGCCUACAGAAAGCGAGUCGCAAGUUCCAGAUGAAAGGCCCAAGCCAGAGUCCUUGCCUGCAAUUGAUUCUCGCAAACCUGUUGCAGUGCCAGAUAUUCCUCCGCCUCCCAGCCAAGCAGAAAAGGGUGCUGUCCAUCCUUCUGACGUCUUGCCAGCACCUGUACAACAGGCACUCAGACAUCCCAUCCUCGGCAAGACGCUCAAGACUCUCUUUACCGGCCGAUUUGAGUUUUCUUUCGCGCCUAGGCCCGGCCCUGGUCUGACUGAGCAAGAUAUCAAAGCAGCACAAGAAUUUCCCCAGCUCCUCACGUGGAACCCUGAUCUCAAGCGACCGUCAUCGCCGGGGAAAGCAGCAAGACACGCGCGUGCCAACUCUCGAUAUGCAUUUGCAGCGGAUGCUCGUACACCACCCCCUGGUUUUGUUCCUCCUGGACUUGCUUCAGGUCAUCAGCCUCCUGGUUUUGCAGAGAGCGAGGCGCCGAUUCAGGGAAAAGAUGCGGAUUACUUUGCACAGUAUUUAGGCAACAAUGGCGAAAGGCUAGCUGGAGCUAUGGAUAACGCCUUCCUAGGCAAUGCGCGGGGUAGCAACAUGUCGAUCCUUAAUCAAGGUAUGUCGGCCACUAAUGGCAGGAGGCACUAAGGGGAGUCUUCCAGGCUUCUUCCUGGGUGACUCAGACUAUGGACUGCGAAUGUGCUGGUCAUCUUGUUGCUUUGUAUAUCUAUUUUGUUUCCCAACCGCCGAGAAAUGGAUAUACAUCAUCAUCUUGCUCCUCCAUCCUCUCGUUCCUGUCUGAUGCCACAAGUGCCUCCUUGCAAGCUUCAAAUACCGUGUCUAAUCCAAAUAGGUUCACUUGACGCGCAAUAUACUUUCCAGCAGAAUGAUGGUGUAUUUGCAUCUGACCAGUCUCUUGAUGCCAG